This is a messenger RNA of Ornithodoros turicata, 1574 nucleotides long. RefSeq names its product mitochondrial-processing peptidase subunit beta-like (gene UQCR-C1). Gene Ontology annotation, cellular component: mitochondrion. Bases 82 to 1524 code for a protein of 480 amino acids. Gene Ontology annotation, molecular function: metalloendopeptidase activity; metal ion binding. Lineage: Eukaryota; Metazoa; Arthropoda; Arachnida; Ixodida; Argasidae. The transcript is spliced from 8 exons. The record is from RefSeq and is a predicted model, not a curated record.
CACGCUAUUUUUGCGACGCGGCAGUCAGUCGUACUGCUCGUACCAUCGGUUUGUGGUGUUUGGGACCGGGCCUUCCGUAAAAUGGCUUCUGCAAGACUAUUUCGCUGUUCUACUGCUCUUCUCAAAAAUACUCCGAAGAAAAUAUACCUGCGACGGCGUCUGCAUCAGUUGGCAACAACCACCUUCAGCCAGUCCCUACUCAAUGUCCCAGAGACACGGGUAACAACCUUGGAUAACGGCAUCCGUGUUGCAACAGAAGACUCUGGAAACCCUACUUGCACUGUGGGACUGUGGAUUGAUGCUGGCAGCCGCUAUGAAACAGACUCUACCAAUGGUGUGGCACACUUCCUCGAGCACAUGGCCUUUAAGGGUACAGCAAAGCGCUCGCAGACCGAUCUUGAACUGGAAGUAGAGAACAUGGGGGCACACCUGAAUGCCUACACUUCGAGGGAGCAGACAGUCUACUAUGCAAAAUGCCUCUCCAAGGAUGUCUCACACGCUGUGGACAUUCUGUCCGACAUCCUACAGAACAGCAAAUUUGGAGAGCAGGAAAUCGAACGCGAACGUGGUGUGAUCCUUCGUGAGAUGCAGGAAGUGGAGACAAACCUCCAAGAGGUGGUGUUUGACCAUCUGCAUUCUGUAGCCUACCAGGGUACUCCACUGGGGUACACUAUUCUUGGUCCCACCGAAAACAUCAAGAGCAUCACCAGGCAGAACCUGCUGGACUACAUCUCCUUGCACUACAAGGGCCCUCGUAUGGUUCUCGCUGCUGCAGGGGGAGUGGAUCACGACCAGUUGGUGAAGUUGGCCCAGCAACACCUGGGAGGCAUCCGCACAGACUACGAUUCCCAGGUGCCACCCCUUACCCUGCCCUGUCGCUUCACAGGCAGUGAGGUGCGCGUGCGGGAUGAUGAUAUGCCGCAGGCACAUGUCGCCAUUGCAGUAGAGAGCUGUGGCUGGGCCGACCAAGACAACAUCCCGCUCAUGGUGGCCAACACGCUGAUUGGCAACUGGGAUCGGUCCCACGGUGGAGGAAGCAAUGUUUCAAGCCGUUUGGCAGAGCAGCUGGUGAAAGACACACAGGGCACGUGCCACAGCUUCCAGUCCUUCAACACCUGCUACAAGGACACUGGACUCUGGGGAAUAUACUUUGUUUCCGAAGGCACAGACCGAAUGGAUGAUGUUGUGCACCUGAUCCAGGGUGAAUGGAUGCGCAUCUGCUCAAGUGCAACUGAAGCAGAGGUGACAAGGGCUAAGAACUUGCUCAAGACAAACAUGCUGCUGCAACUGGAUGGUACAACACCUGUGUGUGAGGACAUUGGCAGACAGAUGCUGUGCUACGGCCGAAGAAUCCCUUUGCCUGAACUGGAGGCCCGAAUUGAUGCUGUGUCUGCCAAGACUGUCAGAGAUGUCUGCACUAAUUACAUCUACGACCACUGCCCAGCUGUGGCAGGAGUGGGGCCAGUAGAAGCACUGACAGACUACGCGCGGGUGCGCAGCAACAUGUACCAGCUCAGAAUCUAAGAGCUCUGUAUAGUGUGUAAUAAAUAUGUCUUAGGGUGUUCCCGUGAUAA